Messenger RNA from Acanthoscelides obtectus, 237 nucleotides. NCBI's taxonomy places the organism in Eukaryota, Metazoa, Arthropoda, Insecta, Coleoptera, Chrysomelidae. The record is from the annotation of a GenBank genome assembly.
AUGCCGGAAACCGAAAAUAUUGUGGGAGUUGCUGGGUCUAGUGUAGUGUUAACCGGAAGUGACGAACAAAAUGGUAGCGAUUCAUUGUCAUCGGUAUUGCUGAGGAUGCAAGGCACUCUACAGAGAUUAAUGUCCGAGGUUGCUAUUUUGAAGGCCACUGCUAGUACAUCCAAGGAGACACCAACCUAUUGUAAGUUCUUUCCAUUUACCAUUUACAUUCACUUUGAGUUGUUUUGA